This is a messenger RNA of Dujonia railenensis, 2952 nucleotides long. NCBI's taxonomy places the organism in Eukaryota, Fungi, Ascomycota, Pichiomycetes, Serinales, Debaryomycetaceae. The record is from the annotation of a GenBank genome assembly.
AUGUUCUCCAAGUUAAAGAACUUCUCCGAGGAUCUUGCUAAGACCAUCAACCAGGAUUUAAUAGCGGCGGAGGGGACCAAUGGUGGAAAGAAUGCAAUCAACCAGAGACGCCAGGCUGCCGCGAUCAAAGAGUUGAAGAAUGGGGACCAGGUGCUUCAAACUAGUACGCCAGCUGCGAGUGAAUUGACCCAACCGGAGGACGAACCGGAAGAACAAGAAGUAGGAGAUGCGGACAAGGCAAGAGAAGGAAACGAAAUCGGUAAAGUAGACGAAAAAGGCGAGAAGGUUGGCCAAGACGGUGCAGAGAAGAAGGAAGGCGGAGACCCAGUCGCUAGAUCGAAAACUGCCACGCCCGUUCCCCAGCAAAGUCGGUCACCCGUCCCUUCAUCGACCAUUGGCAUUGAUAUAGAGUCCCUCCCAACUGGAAUAAGAUCCAAAAUGAAAAAGUUUGCCAAGUAUGAGGAGAAAUAUCCAGUGUUACUUGAUGCUUACAAAACAGAAAAGAGAAAGACAGACUUGAUAGCGAUCUUCGAGAAAAUCUUGCAAGAGCACACCCCUGUUACGAGCAUAUCGGAUGCUGGACUGCUCGUUGAGUACUUGAACGGGUUGAACGAAAAGACAAGCAUGCUAAACAGCGAGUUUAGGAAAGUUACAGGCGAAAACGCCAAGUUGUUGAAGGAGAAAAAGCAGCUCGAGCUGAGCUUAGUUGAAUUCGAAAGAUCACAGGCAAAGAGUAAAGGAGAUAUUAAGGAAUUAGAGAGCAAAAUCGAUGCCUUGACGACUGAGAUUGAAAGUCUCAAAGCGAAUGAAUCGACUACAGUAGAUCUGUCAGUUAUUGAGGAGCUUGAAGCUAAGCUUGAAAAGAAGGAAUUCGAAUUGAAAGAAGUGGAAUCUAAGUUGAAAGAGAGUGUUGAUAAUGAAGAGAAAGUCCAAUCGAUCCGUAAAGAGAAUGAUACGUUGAAAGCAGAUAACACCAAGCUAACAGAAGAGCUCGAGUCAAAGGAGUCUGACUUCACUAAGGAGAUUAAAUUAUUGAAUGAAAAAAUUGAAGAACUUAAGGAUAAAACAGCAUCCGCAGUGCUAUCCACUGCUUCCACCCACGACUCUAAGCAAGAGACAGUAAUCCCUGCAAGUUCUGCUAGCAAUGAGAACAAUCUGAGCAAUAACAAAAAGAAAAAGAACAAAAAGGGAGGUAAUAAAGGCGGCAACGUUGCCACCACUGUUCCUGCUGCAAAGCAGGCGGUUGAUGAAGCUGAAUUAUCAACCUUGACAAUGAAAUACGAAGCACUCGUUAAGGAACACGAUGAAUUGUACGCUAAGUACACGUCAACUAAGUCCAAAUUGGAGCUGAAAGAAGAAGAUUUGGAAAACUUGAGAGAUCUGUUAAAGAAUAUUGGCAAUGACUUAGUUCAAGCUAGAGAAGAAAUAAAAGACUUGAAAAGUAAUUCAUCGAAUGACGAUGAAUUGAGUGGCCUUAAGAUUCAAUUAAAGGAAAAUGUACUGGAAGUUCAAAAACUUUCAGGAACAGUAGAACAACAAUCAAAAGAAAUCGCUAGUCAAAAAUCUAAAUUGGAAGACCAAGAAAAAUUGAAAUUAAGAAUCACUUCGCUCACGAAAGAACUUGACAGCGUAAAGGAAGAGAAAAUUGCCUUGAAUAACAGAAUCAAUGAACUUACCAAAUAUAAGGCCAAUGAUUCUUCAUUAAAACUUGAAAUAUCGACUCUCCAAGUUUCCAUUAAUCAUAAAGAUACCAAAAUUAAAGAUUUAAGUAGUAAGGUUGAAGAAUUGACCAAGUUGAAAGAGGAGCAAAGGGAAACGAUUCAAUUCCUUAAGAAUGGUCAACAGGAAUUACAAUAUAGCAACAAAACAUUAAUCAAUGAAAAGAAUGAAUUAGUAAAUAAGCAAGAAUUGUCAUUUGAGAGAGCUCAAUCUUUAAGUCUGGAACUUUCGAAACUCCAAACUGAAAAGCAUUUAGUAAAGACGGAGCUAGACAACGUCAAGACUAAAUAUGAUUUGUUACUAAAGCAGAAAUCCUCGUCAAGCGAAGAUUUCCAAUCAUUCAAACAACAAUAUGAAGAGCUUAGCAUGAAAUCAAAAGAGUCAUUGUCUAGAAUAGACAGUUUGGAAGACGAGCUUAAUGAAGCUAGGAAUAUGCUUCAAGAACGUACGAGAGAAGGCUCAAGCAUAAGGAGAGCAUUACUUGACUCAGAAGAUCAAAAUAAAUUGAAAGCCUCUGAAUUCAAAGCAGAGUUGAAGAAAUGGAAAGAAGAAAAGUUUAUGAUUGAGAGUAAUUUCCAAACAUUAAUUAAGAAGAAGCAAAGGGAAAUCGAUGAGAGCAAAUCGAUCACUUCAAAUUAUUUAUUGAAAAUUCAAGAAUUAGAGGUCAGAUGUAAUGAGUUGAAGGCUAAAUAUGACGAUCUUCAAGAGCAGGGCACUAGUAAAUCCAAAUUCGCUAAUGGUGCAGGAGAUAGUGCUGAUUUUGAAGAUGCUCAGCAAACUAUCGAAACCUUAAGGAGUUCGUUACAAAAUUCAAGUAAAAGAGUCAAAGAAUUUGAAAACUUAAAUAAUAUAUUGAAGAAACUUAAUGAAGAGGCCAACCUAAAGUUUGAAAGGCUAUCCAAAAAUUAUAAGAUUGUCACACAACAGUAUAAGCAAGCUAAAGAUGAUGCCAACAAUUCAAGAAGAGAGAGUACGAGCAGCAUAAGCAGUAGAGGAAGUAAUGGUGCACUCAAAGCUACGGCUGCGGAUUUGGAAGGUAAGAGAUCCUUGGACGGAAGUGAAGAUGGAGAAAAGGGCAAUGGCAAUUCACAACAAAAUAUAGCAUAUUUGAAGAAUGUCUUGCUUGGUUACUUUGAACAUAAAGACCAGCGAGAAAUGCUUUUACCAGUGCUUAAGAUGUUAUUUCAGCUUAGCCCCGAAGAUGAAAUGAAAUUCACGCAAGCUGUUAAAUAA